AUGGACAGCGGAAACGAACGCUACCCCGGCCACUCUCCAAACCUGCCAAACAAGCCUCUCCAAAAUGGCUCUCCUCGUGUGAGAAGCACCUCUGAUCUUGCCAGCAGCGUUGGCACAGAUGCUCUACACUCGCAGACCAACGAGCAUCCCUACACAAAAGCCCAGCUAAUGAGGAUAUAUGCAGCAAAUGAGGGUCUACUGGAUGAUAACAUAUCCCACGACAGCGUCCACAUGUUUGGCUCAGAAGGAGGUGGCGAAGCAGACGGAGAUCUAGACAUCAACAACCUCAUAUUGCAGAAGAUACAUGACCUUGAAGACGAUGAGGAGUCGACCACAAUAAUGGAUGACGAUGCCAGCACAACUUACAGUAAAGGAAGGGGACCCGUACUAACAGGAUCAGUCGGCAAUAUUGAUAUGAUGCCAACUGAAGACAGGGAGGACCCCCUCAAUUACUCGGACACCACAAAGGGGUGGAUUCCGCCAAAUGGAAGACCGAUAGACGAAACCAUUGACGAGAUCACAGCAACAAGCAGCUUUGCCAGUCAAGAGGAGCCCCUACCGAGACGGCAUGGAUAUGACCUCGGCCCGUACAGCCACUCACAGGGGGCCUCUCUCUACAACCCAUCGGCCACACAAGAGUCAUUCAUCGGCAUCCAACAACCUCCGAAAUUCUACAAAGACUCGAAGAUGCACGAUUACCCUCGACGGUACUACCCCGAGGAACACCACGAGAGACACCCGAGAGAGCGAGAACGAGACCGGCCAAGAUACCAAAUGUCUUCUCACAGAUACGGAUCUGCGUCUGUUCUUCCCGAUUAUCACCACCAUCAUCACCAGCACCAUCACCGAGUCCCCGGACACCGGCAACACUACCGCUCUCAAGACCUGGUUCCGCCUUACACCAAGUACUCCCCCUAUACCCCCGGAGCACGUAGACCACACCCCAACACCUACAUGACUCCGACAGAGGGCACAGAUGGGACGGUCACCCCUCAGACUGCGCUCACCGGUGACUACCACUAUCUCUCCUCCUCCUCCACUUCACUUACUAGCACAAACGUCAGUGGAAAUGGAAAUCUUAGUCAACUGUCUCGACAGCCCCAGAUGUACCACUGA
Messenger RNA from Geodia barretti, 1116 nucleotides. The record is from the annotation of a GenBank genome assembly. NCBI's taxonomy places the organism in Eukaryota, Metazoa, Porifera, Demospongiae, Tetractinellida, Geodiidae.